CACCAUGGAGACCACCACAGGGAAACACAUGAGCAUCACCACGGAGACCACUGCAGUUCUGGCCAUCAGCAUCACCAUGGAGACCACCACACGCAAUCACAUUGGUAUUUCCAUGAGGUUGAACACAAUCGAUCUCACCUGCAUCACCAUGACAACCACCACGGUGACUCGCAUUUGCAUCACCAUAGCGACCAUUCCAAAGAAUCUCAUCCCCAUCUCCAUGACAACCACCGCAGUGAUUCGCAUCACCAUAGCCACCAUUCCAAAGAAUCUCAUCCACAGCUCCAUGGUGACCACCACAAUGAAUCCUAUUUGCAUCACCAUGGCAAUCACAACAAUAAAUCUCAUCCACAUCACCAUGGCAACUACCCCAGUGAAUCUCAUCCGCAUCACCAUAGAGACAACAACAGUGAAUCUCAUCUGCACCACCAUGAAGAUGAGGUUUGCCAUCACCAAGGACAUCAUCCUGAAUCACAUGUCAACCAUGAUGACCUCCACACUCAUUUAAAGGGACCUUCUGCUCGCAGUCCACCUUCACACAGGAAGUCAGAAUCUCAUACCAACAAAGCAGAUUUACCCAGCAACCCUAGGAACCGCGAUGAGGAACAGACAAGUUUUCUGGACUCGUCAUCGUCAUAUAAAGAAAAGCCAGAUGAGCUGGGUAGAAUCACGAAAUCACAGGACAAGGACGACGGUCUGCAUCAAAGCUCACUGAGGACGGCAGUGAGGACGGAGUGUUCCGGAGAGGAAUUCAUGAACAACCAGAGGCUUUUGGAGGCAGAGCUUCAGAAGACACGCAUGGAGCUCAGCAACCUCACUGAGAGGUUCAAGAGACUCCACGACAGCUGCUCCUCGACAGAGCAGACCAAUGAUCUGCUUCAGAAAAAUAUCCAUUCCAUGGCUCAGAGUAUGGAAGGAGAACGGGAGAGGUUGAACCGGCGUAUUUCGGCACUGACGGAGCAGCUCGCUGAUGCUAAAUUUACCGACAAUGUGGAGACAGGAACUCACUUCAAUGCAACGUCAGCACUGCACAACACUAACAUCCAUUUUCAGUCAGAUGGUGCCAUUAAUCAGGUGGUUCUCCCCAUCACUCCUCCUCCCACUCAGUUCAUGGACAUAGCUAAAGCCAGCGGGCAGGAGCAAUCUUUGGGUUCAGUUCCAGAGGAGGAAGAGGAGUCUGACUGGUCAGAGAUGGGAGAAGAGAUCCCACGGUUUAUACUGACUGGACUGGGCAGAAAUCAAGUGUGGAGACACCAGGAGGGAGACAUGGACGGAGACAGUGAGUCAGGAGGUGAGGAAAUGUUCAGACUGCACUCUUCUGCACGAACACCUCAGAUACCUCACCUCCAGUUCACGAUCCACAGUGAGAUUUUACCGGCUCUGCAGACCAAUACUUGCCCACCUGGCUUCACAAACCUGUCUGAGGCCAUGACAGUGGAGAGCAGUUACAGGAUCACCUCAAGUCCAGCCCUUUGCUCUUCAAUCCUGAUCCGAUCGGCCAGCCUGGAGGAACUUCCACACCGUCACGUGCUGAAAGAGCUGAGAGGUACAGAGGCCAUGAUGGACCUCCACCACCACCCAAGCCACGAGGUCAUGGAGGACUUGGACGAUGAGAUCAUUCAUCACUGGAGAACAAGCAGCGACAUGGGGGCAGGUAUUGGGAGUGCGAUGGAGAGCGGCCUGGUGGGCCUGCGGUCGGCCGAGCAGAUGCUCAACCAUUUCAUCUGUGAGUCACAGCUGAGCGAGGGGAAAGUUCAGAGCGGGGCUGCGGCGCAUGGCUGGACGGGAGGAAUAAGAGAUGAGGUGUUGAAAGGGGAGCGAACAGAGCUUUGACGUUGUGAGCGAAAAUCAUAGAAUAAAUCGAUCUUUCGAACUUUGCAUUCCAACUUUUCCGGUCAGAAUACGAGGCUUCCUCAAAAAUGAACAUGUUUAACCAUUCUCACUUCCCUCAAAAAGUUAUUUGUGUCACUAGAGGCAAGAGGCCCAAGUGAUGUAUGUAUUUAAUAUGUAAACAAACAGUUUUUGUCUGUAGCUUAAAAGCUUAAAAUGUAAAUGUGUAGUUUUCUUGAGUAUAUUUAUUGUUCUUUCCUCUCCUUAGAAAACUUAGUACUUAGUAGAUUGUUGUUUUGCUUUAUUGGACAAAACAUUAUGGUAACACUUUAUAUUAGG
Messenger RNA from Solea senegalensis (Senegalese sole), 2169 nucleotides. RefSeq lists its product as uncharacterized. The record is from RefSeq and is a predicted model, not a curated record. The transcript has 6 exons. NCBI's taxonomy places the organism in Eukaryota, Metazoa, Chordata, Actinopteri, Pleuronectiformes, Soleidae. The coding region runs from base 754 to 1833 and encodes 359 amino acids.